Cylas formicarius (sweet potato weevil) is the source of this 4006-nucleotide messenger RNA. RefSeq names its product tyrosine-protein phosphatase 10D-like. The record is from RefSeq and is a predicted model, not a curated record. NCBI's taxonomy places the organism in Eukaryota, Metazoa, Arthropoda, Insecta, Coleoptera, Brentidae. Gene Ontology annotation, molecular function: protein tyrosine phosphatase activity; protein binding. The coding region runs from base 293 to 3766 and encodes 1157 amino acids. The transcript is spliced from 19 exons. Gene Ontology annotation, biological process: protein dephosphorylation.
CUGCCAAUCUAUCGCUUUAUGCGGCGGAUAAUUUCUUUUUUAAUAGAUAAGAGAUAACGCAUUUUAUCGCAAACGGAGUCGCGUUAUCACGUUUUACGUUUUAUAUGGAAAAAUGGCGUGGAGUGAAAUUCGAUCUCUCGUCCCGUACGGUUGUACCCGGGUACCGAAUAAUUGUUGCUUUUCCGUGAUUGUUUUGCGGGUGGCGGCAGUUUGAUAAACACUUCCGGCCCUCUUUUAAAGUGAGUUCUCCCGCAGUACCGAUGCUGCUCUAUUAUUCUCGUUUUCUCUAAUUAUGCGUGCGAGUCGCUUAUACGCGUGUGUUGUCGCUUUAUGUUUUUUCGCGAUCGCGAACGGCGGAACCGCCACGGAGAUCGUUCCGCCAGCACCAGAAUGCAAGACCGUCCGAAGUGACACGACAACAACCGACGUUUCGUGCGUGUUGGAGGUAUCAUCAGGCUAUCCUCAGGUCCUGGAAAUCAAUUGCACCUAUCCGGGCAACACGACGGAUAUUUCGGGAUGGCAAGAAAUACCCGACAGUGCAACCAAUAACGUAACUAUCACCCUGCGAAAUUUAACAGAAUUCAAAAUUUACACCUGCGAGGCCUGCGUCUCCAACGCGGUGGGUGACAGGAGCGACAUUUUUUAUUUUAAUUUCACCUCGGGAGGGAAUACGACAAACUGCACGAAACAGAAGCCCGAAUGCGACAUCAAAUCAACAAACUGGAGCUCAGCUAGCAUUACUUGCAACGUAGAAAGUCAAGAGGAAUGCCCUUCGUGGGAAACGUUAGGUCUCAUUUGUUCUCCCGACUAUAACGAAACGAGGGAAGAGCUGAUGCGCUACAAUUCAUCGGUUGACGUGUAUUUGACAGAUCUAGAUGUAUUUCAGAACUACACAUGCCAGAUAUUCCUAAACGGCUCGGCUGGUGUAUCAGAAAGUACCUACCUUAAUUUUACUACAAUAGGAGAGGUAUAUCCGCCUAGCGACGUAAAAUUUAUUUAUUUGGACGACCACACCUACAACGUUACGUGGACCAACGUAGAGAUUCCGAUAAGACAAACAUACUGGAUUCGUAUACAAGGUCUGGGCAAGUUGCGGAACAGCCAUUUUAUCGAGGAAAAGUGUGCGGCAGCUCUAGACCUGCAGCAGAGUUCCACCACGGUUGGCUAUUUCGUUUUCAGUGACGCCCUCCCCGACUUUGGUUACAACGUGUCAAUUUUUUCGGAGACCCCUGCCGGCAAUGGACCGACCGUAUCUACUAUCCUUGAAACCAAUGCAACAGCUUCUCAACCUCCGCAAAACGUGACGGUAACGCACGAAGAGUUCCUAGAGAGCCCAAAUAACCUUACAUUUAGAGCAACCAUCUAUUGGAGCACGCCCUGUAACACCAACGGACCUGCCUUGUAUUUCGUAGUCUCUUUGGAAGGUGUUUAUAGCGAGAAUAGCGGCAUAAAAGAUCUACGAAGCUGCCAAAAAAAUUAUCAAAACGAUACGAGAAACUAUGCGUGUACGAUAGAUGUAGCAGCAUCAACGUUCUAUAACGGAAGCAUAACACUAAUUGGUGAAGAUGAGCUUGUCGGUUUGCCGGCAAACUUAACAUCGUUUCGAUCACCAGAUAAUUAUCCCGACAAUCCGAAAAUAAUACAGGUAAAUGUAACUUCGGACAUGUUCACGUUGAGCUGGACGGAACCGACCAACAGACCUGGUAAAAUCUGGAACUAUUCGGUAAGCGUAGAUUCGCUAGGCCCAGGCUACCCUCCCGUUCCCAACUGUAACUACUACAGUGGAACGAAAAAUUACACUACCAAAGGAAAUAUAUGGAAUCAUACGUACGACGGGGCGUAUCCCUAUUUUAACUACGUCGUCAGGGUUGAGGCAAAUACCAUAAGGGGGCGUGGUCCCCCCGCUUUGUACAAUCUAACCACGGAAGGCUUAGCACCGGCCAACGUGGAAAAUUACAAGUCCUACGAAAUACAAACCCGCAGGAACGACAACGAAUCCUACGAAGUCACCGCCCUAAUGAAAUUUACUCCGUCGUGUUUUGCGAACGGUCCGAAUAUUCAAUUGCGCUUGGAUUAUACCGCAACUAGACCGGGCUGUCCAACAAUCUCCGAAACCGUUACCAAAGACGCCACAGCUCAAUUCAGCAUCGACCUACGACCUGAAUACACGUACAGAUACAGUGUCUCGAGUACAAAUACGUUUUCCGCAAAUUCCACAGAUAUCCACACCUUCGUGUCGCCAUCUGGAGUUCCGAAAAUUGACAGCACUGUGGUUUUAUCGGAGGUACAAACCGGCGAAACGCAAGUAAAUCUGGUACUGAAAAAGUCAGAUUUCGACGACACCAGAGGCGAUGUGAAAUAUUUAGCGAUAAUCGUAUCCAAUGAAAAUGUGACCGGUGGCGCAUUUGGUAACUGGGAUAGCGUAGUGUGGCCCGAACCAAGAGGCAACGCCGCCAUCUAUUAUCAAGCGUCGAAACCAUUCUGGACUCCGUGGUCAGAGAAUGACACUGUUCAAUUUGUUCUUGGCAGCGACGAUCAAUGCACUGGCGAGCAAUUCUGUAACAGACCAUUGACUUCCGGCACACGAUACUAUAUAAUCGUAAGGGUAUUUACGGCAGACUUUUACAGAAACAAUUGGCCCGUUUCUUUAGAAACCGAAGCCACCUCUUCGGUACAGCUGAUCCUGAAAAUAAUAUUCGGACUUUUGGGGUUCGCGUUGUUAGGUUUGACGUUGUUCAUCUUAUGGAGAAAGGGAAUUAUCAAGAACCUGAUCGAAAAGAAACCGCAAGAACCGCUACGAGAAAUACCGAUAAAAAAGUUUGUCGAGUAUUGCAAACGGUUGGAAGAGAACCCGGACGAAUUAAAGAGUCAGUACACGGAACUGUGCGAAGAGAGUAAACUUAUUUGCGAGUCGAUGGAAACUGUGUUCGCUAGGAAACCGGAAAAUAAAAGGAAGAACAGAUACACCAAUAUUUUACCGUAUGACCAUACCAGAGUGAGGCUAAAUAUAGAUGAAGAUGAUGAGAUGUGCACGGACUAUAUCAACGCUUCGUAUAUCAAGGGUUUUUCGGGGGAGGCCGAGUAUAUCGCGACCCAAGGCCCCUUGCCAUCGACGUGUCGAGAUUUCUGGAAAAUGGUGCUGCAGGAAAACAUCUCGAUGAUCGUCAUGGUGUCUAGGUUUAUCGAAAACAACAAAGAAAAAUGCUACAAAUACUUUCCCAAUAACCACGAGCACAUGCAAAUCGGAGACGACAUAGAAGUGAGGUGCUGCACAGAGCUCCACUUUGGAAUUUAUUGUGUUCGAGGACUUCAGGUGAAAAAGGACUUGAAGCAAUUAUCUGUGACGCAUAUGCAGUUCUUGGAGUGGCCCGACUUCGGGGUGCCGUCAGACACUGAAAACAUGCUGCUGUUUUGCCAUCAGUUUCAAGAAAGGUGGAAAUACACGGGCGGAAUGGCUAUAGUUCAUUGCAGCGCUGGAGUGGGCAGAACUGGUACUCUGAUAGCUAUGGACAUCCUACUUCGCACCAUUAAAGCUGGAAAAAACAUUAACGUCUUUAAUACAGUAUUAGAAUUAAGAAAGCAGAGAAUAAAUAUGGUUCAAACUGAGAAACAAUACAUGUACAUUUACAGCCUUAUUAAAAGCAUAAUAGAGCAUCCCGCAUGUGACGAAGAAUACAUAGAGGAACACUUUUAUGAAAACGUUGACGUGAACAACAGCCUUCAAAACACUUUGCUGAAAGAAAAUAUAGUAGAGACACCACUUUAAAAAUAUUGUUCAGCGCAACAAUGUAUAUGCCUUCAUUCAUAAAAGUUAGCUACAAAAAGGUACCAGAAAUUGUUUUCCCUUUAAGUAAAUUUUUUUCUAACCAUGUGUGUAAAUAUGUAAUAUAAUUCUGCAGUGUACUAUUUUUUUUCCUCACUGUGAAGUGCCAAGUAUUUCGUUAGGUAUUUAUUAUAAAGUAUAUCAUUCCGGACAAUCAAUUAAAAUAGUGAUAAGUCCAUCUAA